Molecule: messenger RNA, 6515 nt
Organism: Spodoptera frugiperda (fall armyworm)
Lineage: Eukaryota; Metazoa; Arthropoda; Insecta; Lepidoptera; Noctuidae
Exons: 38
Coding region: 513-6323 (1936 amino acids)
Biological process (GO): negative regulation of cell population proliferation
Source: RefSeq, a predicted model, not a curated record
CGGCUCGUGUCUUAUUGAACUAGUUUCUUCUAUUUGCGGUCAGCAAAUGCUACUUUUCUACUUAUUUUCUAGACUUAACAGAUCUCUGCUAUUUUAUUUGUAGACUAAAGACAUUUAUUUGAUUUUAUAAGCAAAUAUGUACGCAUCACGCAUCGCGCUAUGGUCGUUUGGAAGAAAACUAACCAACCAACACAACUUUCAAGCAAAUGGAAUUAACUUAUAGAUGUUCACUCACACAUUCAGAGCUACCCAAGAAACAUCAGCACACAAAGGAACAAGUAGUUUGAUCAACAAUAACACGAGUUACAACCUCAUUUGUAUAUUACGUCAAGUUUUUAUUCGAGUCCCGGCGAGUGUCGCCGUCAGCGGCAGUGACAGUUUGUCCCUUUUGUCAAAGUUGUUCUGAUAAGAUAUUGGAAAUAUUACAGAAGCUGUUUUUAUUUGUUUAUCUUUUAUAUUGCUGCUUGUAGUUUGUGUACUGUGUGAUUUGAUACUAUCUACUUGUGGGGACGAUGGGUGAGAAACUACCGUUGAUACCCGAGAAAGGGUCGCUGUGUGCGGACGUGGGCCCCAUCAUCCUGACGGUGUACCGCGAGCUGGACUACCUGCCGCCGCUGACCACGGAGCUGCCCGCGCCGCUCGCCUGCAGCUACCUCGAGCACACGCUGGGCCCGCAGCCCGACCACUGGAUAAAGAAGUAUAAGGCGGAGUGCGAGGACAUGCGGCGGCGCGAGGGCGAGCUGAAGCAGGAGCAGGGGCGGCGCGUGGCGCGCGGGCCGCCGCGCAACGUGUUCCGGCUGCGCGCGCCGCGCCCGCUGUCGCCGCCGCCGCAGUGGCGCCUCGCCGCCGCGCUGCUGUGUCGCCGGGACCUCGUGCCCGGCCUGCACCAGGACGCCGGCCGGGACAACAGUCUGUGGAUACAGAACAUCCUGAACCACAGCUCGUGCGAGGUGAGCUCGGGCGGCGCGACGUCGCGCUCGCUGCCGCCGCCGCCGCGCCUGCCCACCUGGCGCGACGGGGACGCCACGCUGCAGACGCUCAGUAUAGGCGCGGUGGAGCCGCGCGCGCCCCCGCCCCUGCCCUCGCCCCCGCCCGCGCCCCCGCAGCAGGAGUACAUCGUCUGCGUGCCGCCAGAACUCAACUUCAUUAACUUUUCUGUUGGACAUCUUCACACGCAACGCAUCCGGCUGGUGAACGUGUCGAAGUUCGAGGUGCGGCUGUCGCUGCGGCCGCCCGGGCGCCAGGAGCUGGACGUGCAGAUCUCGGGGCCGCGCGGCCUCACCGUCACCUCGGGCGCCGCCGCCGAGCUGCUCGUGCACUUCCGCCCCGCCGACGUGCGCGCCGUGCACGACAUCCUGCUCAUCCGCGUGUCGCUAGGCAGGCACUUCCUCGUGCCCAUAGCCUGCUACAUGCAGCCGCCCAUCCUCGACAUCCUGGUCCCGAGCGUGACGUCGUCUGCGCUGUGGUGCUCCCCGGCGGAGGCGGGCGAGUGCCGCGCGCGCGCCGGCUGCGACGUGCUGGAGCUGGGCGCGCGGCUGCUGGGCGACGUGCACGGCGUGCGCCUGCUGCUGCACUGCCUCGCGGACCACGCGUCCUUCUUCUUGCUCACGGAGGACUCCUGGUUAUCGUAUAGCCUUGAUUGUGUGUCGGCGCGCGGCGUGGUGGUGUCGGGCCCGUUCGUGGUGGCGCCGGCGUGGUGGCGCGGCGGCGGUGGCGUGCGCGGCGGCGCGUGGUGCCGCGCGCGCGUGCCCGGCCUGCACGCCGCGGCGCUGCGCGUGCUCUCCUCCACCGCCACCGUGCGCCACCUGCACGUGCUCGCCGACUCCUUGCUCUUCACACCCGAACAUAUCUCCAUCAUAGCGCAGGAGAAGGACUUCGACAUCUGCUCGGAGGGGGAGCCGGCGUGCCAGUACUACGUGCAGCUCGGCACCGCCUUCCCGCGCCGCGCGCUCGCCGCCACCGUGCAGCUCGUCAACCACAGCCCAGUGGUGUAUUCAUACUACUGGAGCGUGCGGCCCUGGAGCCUGUGCUCGUGCUGGGAGGAGGAGCGCUCCGCCUCGCUGGGGUCGGGGGACUACAGCGAGCGACUCUGUCCCGGGGCCAAGGAGGCACGCGCCAUCGAGCACGAGGAGCCCGAGCAGUACGCCAGCAGACAGGACAACGCGCGUCUGGUGCGCGUGGAGCCGGCGCGCGGCGUGCUGCUGCCGCGCUCGUCGUGCGGCGUGCACGUGCACGUGCCCGACGUGGGCGCGCACCUCGGCGUGCAGCGCGCAGUCCUCAUGUUGGUACUGACGGACAUACCGAAGGAGGCGUUGCCUCCAAACUACGAUGCUAUGAUCGUGAGCGUGAAGGAGGAGACGACGGAGUCAAUACCGGGACUCGAGGGCGAGGUGCGCGAGGUGUGCGAGCUGGUGUGCGGGCAGAUGGAGGUGUGGUGGGAGGUGGCGCCCGUGCGGUUCGUGCUCGACCCGCCCGUGCUCGCGCUGCAGCACUCGCGGAGGGUGACCUCCGUGGCGGUGAACUUCCACGCGACACAGCUCUUUGGGUGCGACGGCACGGAGGUGUCGUGGCAGGUGCCGCAGGGGGUGCGGCCCCCCUCGCCGCUCACCCUCGCCCCCGCGCACACCUGCUCCACACAGCUCCAGUACCCGCUGCCCAGUCUGCCCAAUGAGUACCCAGAGACAAAUAUCAUCACGUUGGUGGCUGCCGCGCAGGAGUGGAUGUCGCAGUGCACGAUCACGCGGCACUGCGCGACGCGCCACCCCGCGCUGCGGCCGGCGCGCGCCUGGCUCGGCGUGGUCGCGCCCGGCACGCCCAUGCAGACCAACUUCUACCUCUGCAACGACACACACCAACACAUCUACUGGUGGGCGGAGCCGUUCCGGUGGUGGGGGGAGAACGAGCCGUCGGCGGCGUGUCGCGGGCGGCGGCCGUGCGAGCACUGCCGCGAGCUGGCCUGCUCGUGCGGCCUGCUGCGGCCCGCGCGCGGCGCGCUGCCCCACGCCGCCCGCGCCGCCAUCCGCUACAGCGUCAACGCGCCCGAGGUACCAUCAUGUCGUGCACACUCUUUCCUCGGCAACAAUACCAACUUUAUUCGCCUGCAGCUGCAGCAAAACAUACAUUCGUAUCGCUACGAACAUCUCGACUUAAUGAAACUGUUUCUGCCGUGGGGACGUGGGAACACAACCAUUUAUAAUGGAGUUGUCUCGUGUCCGUUAUUGGUGAGUGCGACUAGUGUAGUUGUGUGGUGUGCGCAGUGCGACGGGUGCGUGGCGACGUUGGUGCGCGCGCGCCGCACGGAGGGCGACGUGUGCGCCGUGCCGGGCGGCGCGGGCAGCGCGGCGCGCGCCGUGCUCGUGGCCUACCGCGUGCUCGCGCCGCGCCUCGUGCUGCGGCUCAUACCGUGCGCGCGCUCCGCCACCUACCACGACGCUGGCUGCGGGUGCCGGCUGGACGGCGGAGAUGUCGGCGGCGAGGAAGGCGGCGAGGGCGGCGGCGACGCGGGCGGCGCGCGCGGCACGGCCACGCUGCGGCCGCAGCGCGCGCUGACGCUGGGCCGGCGCACGUGCUACCGCCUGCGGCUCACCAACAUCACGCCGCUGCCCACCGCCGUGCACUUCGACGCCGACUCCGGCGACACGGACCAGCUGCGGGCCAAGUUCUGCCCGAGCGAGUGCCGCGUGCGGCCCUACGGCGAGGUGGAGAUCAGGGUGGUGCUGGAGGCGCGGCGCGUGUGCGGGCGCCGGCUGUUCGUGUACCGCGGCCGCGUCGCGCGCGCGCACAAACCGCUCUACCUGCUCAUUGACGCCGCCAUCGCGGGCGUGAAGAUAUCGUGCGAGGUGCCGCUGGGCGGCGCGCUCAAACCUGACUCCUUCGUGGUGAUGCCGCGCAUGCAGAAAGAAGAGUUUUCGUCAGUCAGAGCAAAGCCUUCCACCCCCGAAGAAAUAUUUGCAGAAGAGGAUCGCAAGAGGCAGGCGCUGCGAGGUAACCGCUGCAAACCUUACAGGCACACAUCACACUGGAACUGUUCACCGAGGCACGAAGCAAUAGAGACUAUUGUAAUCUUAUGUUUGUAUGCGAGGCGUCGUGCCCAACAACCGGGCGUUACUCUGCUUACCCCAUUCUCAUUAGAGAAGCAUUCACUAGAAUAUGAUCAUAUAACACAGACGUCACUUUUCCACGAGUUCGGUUCGGUUGCAGAGUCGAAAUGUCGGUGUCCGUUCGAGAUGGUGUACAUCCCGCCGGCGCGCCCGCUAGCGCCGCCUCGCGACGGAGAGGAGCACUCGCCCGUAGAGAUCGUGUGGUCGCCGCCGCCGCUGACGCGCGUGUGUCCGUGCGAGCGGUGCGCGCGCGCGCUGGUGCCCGACCCGCCCGAGCCCGUCUGUCUGCAGUUCCCCGCGCUGCCGCUGCGCACAGUGCGCACGCGCACGAUCCACUUACGCAACGAGUCCGUGGUGACGGCGCGCUGGAGUACUGCGCUGCGUCGCUGGCCGCGCCAGCACUGCCGGUCCCUCGCACCAGACCAGUGGGCGGGCGACGUGCGCGCGCCGGGCGUGGCGCUGCAGGUCGCGCCCAGCGCCGGCGUGCUGGCCGCGCAUGCGCGCGCGCCGCUGCACGUCAGCGUGUACGCCGACUGCUGGGGGCUCUACCACGACCAGCUGCUUAUACUGAUCGACAACAUCGAGCCGAUAGUGCUGGACGUGUGGGUGGAGGCGGUGGGCGCCCCGCUGCAGCUGGCCAUCGCCGCGCCGCCCGCGCCCAGCCUGGACGACAUCCCCACCAUGUGGAUGUCUGCGUCGGACGCGCGCCGCGUGCUGCGCGCCCGCAACACGUCGCGCGCGCCGCUGCUCGUGCACGCGUACACCGCCGCCAGCUACGAGUACCCGCAGGACGAGCUGCCGUUCCGGCUGUACAUCCGCUACUACGACGUGCCGCCGCGCUCCUGCUCCUGCGUCACCGCGUUCCAGGCGGAGCUGGCGGGCGAGUCGAGCGACUCGUGCUCCUUCGUGGAGGUGGAGACCGGCUUCGACAUCUACCUCGCGCCCGACUGCGGCCCGCAGACUGACGGCUACUACUCGGUGACGCCCGAGGUGUGCACGCUGCCGCCCGGACACUGCGCCGACUGGGAGCUGGCGCUGGCCGCGCCGCAGCACGACGCGGAGCGCGCGCCCGACGUCGACCUGUUGCUGCGCCUGCAGCCGCUGCAGUACGCGGGGCCGAGCUGGUGGCGCCCCGAGCCGCCGCCGCAGCGGGUGCGCCUGCGCCAGGUGGAGCGCGCCGGCAGCCUGCGCGUGUCGUGUCGCGAGCUCCGCGUGCGUCUCUGUGCACUCGACCUUCCAUACGGAGACGUGCUAAGGGUCCGCAAGCGCUUCCACGUGAUGAACGUGGGCAGCGGCGUGCUGGAGCUGGGCGCGGAGACGGAGGCGCCGUGGUGCGUGGUGCGCGAGCACACGGCGGCGGCGCCCGACGAGCUGCCGCGCCGCGCGCUCAGCCGCGGCCCGUGCGGCGCCGGCUGCGGCUGCCAGCUGCGUCUGUCCGCGCGCCACCGCGCCGACCCGCUGCGCCUCGAGCCCACCUCCUGUGUAGAGAUGUGUGUGGAGGUGGCAGUGAACACGAGCCAGGUGUGGCCCGCGGCGGCCGCGGCGUCGGCCGGGCCCUGCCAGGCGCCCGUGUACCCGCCGCGCAGCGUCACUGCUACGCCACUGCACAUAUUCGACGAUGACAACGUCCUAAAAACGGUCCAACUGGUGCUGGACCUGGAGUUCCCGAUACUGUGCGUGCAGCCUGCCGUCAUCGACUUCGGCGUGGUGGCCGACGGAGAUACCAGGAAGAUGUACUUCAGCGUGUCCCACACUAGCACCACCAUGACCCUGGACAUUGCAACGCAAUGGGUGGGUGGCCGCGAGUUUAGAAUUUGGCCACCAUUUUUAAGGAUAGCCCCUGGAUGCAGCGCUAAUGUAUACCUGCAAUAUACGGCUAUAUGGCGAGCAGCUCCAUCCGAGGGAUGCGCGCACGUGUUCGUAUGCUGUGGGGCGGGGCAGGCUUUGAAGGCACGCGACUCACAGCCCGGGCAGGUUGGGCACGCUGGGCAGCCCGGGCAGGUUGGGUGGACUGGGCAGCCCGAGCAGACUGCCAAGGCCCCGGAGGCCGCGUGCCUGGCCCUGGGGCAGGAGCUGGCGCGCGCGGCGUGGUGUCGCGCGGCGGUGUCGGUGCGCGCGGCGCCGGCGCGCGACCACAAGUUCCACCAGACGCAGCACGACCACACGGACGACGCGUGCCUGCUGCCGCCCAACGCCGCGCUCUACGCCACACAUUCCCUUUGAAUACGACGAUUGACUCGGCUCUGGAAAAUGUUACGAAAAGGCUUUGUGUUUAGGUACACAGCAGAUCGGAGGGCGCGACGUGCGGGCCGGUGAUGGCGCAGGGCGGCGUGCAGGCGCUGGAGGCCAUGCUGUUCGCGCUGGACGCCGUGGCCCGCGACGGCCUCGGCCCGCCCAAAGUGCGGCUCGGCGCGC